This is a messenger RNA of Penicillium macrosclerotiorum, 231 nucleotides long. RefSeq lists its product as uncharacterized. Lineage: Eukaryota; Fungi; Ascomycota; Eurotiomycetes; Eurotiales; Aspergillaceae. The transcript has a single exon. The coding region runs from base 1 to 231 and encodes 76 amino acids. The record is from RefSeq and is a predicted model, not a curated record.
AUGUGUAAGACACGUGCCAAGCUGGCUCGAUGGGCCAAGUAUAGACAAGAAGAGACAAGCCCCGACAAGCCUGCCGAGAGUGUGUGUUGGUGGGAGCUGACAGGCAUCGAUGGCUUGGCCAAGCAUCUGCCCCAGGCUUGGCACCGGGGUCCCUGGCCCUCGCUGGCCAAUCAGCGUCGGGAACGGGGCACCGUGCGUGUAUAUCCGAUGAUCAUUCACUGUGGCAUCUGA